Molecule: messenger RNA, 466 nt
Organism: Suillus subaureus
Lineage: Eukaryota; Fungi; Basidiomycota; Agaricomycetes; Boletales; Suillaceae
Product: DUF1748-domain-containing protein
Exons: 5
Coding region: 117-335 (72 amino acids)
Cellular component (GO): cytoplasm
Source: RefSeq, a predicted model, not a curated record
UUGACUGGGGCCGCCCUUCACUCAGUGACAGUAAUCACCCGGUUGCCUUGUCCACGACUACAGAAGUUACUAGUUAACGCCAGCGUCUGCUUCACUUUAUUCGUGAACCUACAAGGAUGCUUGGGUGGCUGUUUCACCUCGGUUUAGAUGCAUUCAUCAUCAGUGCAUUCCUCGCUGGCAUAAGGCGCUCAACAGGCCUCACACCUGCACUGUCUCAAGUUCCAAACAAGGACAUUCGCCAGCUGCUGCGGUCGUAUCUUGAAGUUGGUGAAUACGCAUUCGACUUCGCAGUCGUCAUAUUCGGGCGUUCCACUUAUUUCGAGAGGAGGCAUUGAAGUCCCCAAGUCCCAUCUGCAUUUCUCCUGCCAAUUCGUGAUAACAGACCGCACUCACUACGUUGUAAUAUUUUACUCUGAAGGACACAGAAUCUGCUUACGGCCUUAAGCUUAACGAGCUGGUUGCAGCA